GCGUGAAGGGAGCCGUUCCACCGCCCUCAGCCUCUGGCGGGCGAGUGGUUCCUCGGCAACCGCCCAGCCUGACACCAGAUUGGAGUUCACAUGAUUCUGCCUCAGCUCCGGAAUGGGCAGCCUCCAGCUGGGGAUUUUCUAGCCGGAGCUGGGAGGUUCAGGCUGCGGGAAAUCGCUGGACGGAGAGCUGGGGUCGUGGCUGCAAGGGUGCCCAGGCUCCUGCAGAGCCUCUGCAGAAAGCCCAGCUGUCUGAGGUUUGAGGGCAGAGCCCAGCUGGGGCAGGCAGAGUGCCCCCUCAGAUGACUCCCUUCAUCCUGAUUUCAGCAGCUGCCUGCUCCUCACCUGGCUGCAGAGACCACGCCGCCUUCCUGGGGCCCGGAGGCUCUAGGAGAAGCUGGAAAGCACAGGUGCGGGUCCAGCCAGGUGUUUUCAAACUGCGGGUUGUGACCCAUUCGUGGGUCAGUAAAUCAACUUCGUAGCUCAUGACCUGCAUUUUAAAAACCGAAAUAGAAUAGAAACGAUCAGAGUGCGUGGCAAGAAGUAGGGGUCUCGCCCACCACCAGUGAUGCCCAGCCCUUGGUAGAGCUUGAACCACCUUCUGUAAACAGAAUGGCGGUGGAGAGACAGGCCCGGUCCCUGAGUCCAUGAGGGGUGAGGCCCCUCCAGGCCCAAAGAUGGGGAACAUCACUGCAGACAACUCCUCGAUGGGCUGCACCAUUGACCACACCAUCCACCAGACGCUGGCCCCGGUGGUCUAUGUCAUGGUGCUGGUGGUGGGCUUCCCGGCCAACUGCCUGUCCCUCUACUUCGGCUACCUGCAGAUCAAGGCCCGCAACGAGCUGGGCGUGUACCUGUGCAACCUGACAGUGGCCGACCUCUUCUACAUCUGCUCACUGCCCUUCUGGCUGCAGUACGUGCUGCAGCAUGACAACUGGUCACACGGUGACCUGUCGUGCCAGGUGUGCGGCAUCCUCCUCUACGAGAACAUCUACAUCAGCGUGGGCUUCCUCUGCUGCAUCUCCGUCGACCGCUACCUGGCUGUGGCCCAUCCCUUCCGCUUCCACCAGUUCCGGACCCUGAAGGCGGCCGUGGGCAUCAGCGUGGUCAUCUGGGCCAAGGAGCUGCUGACCAGCAUCUACUUCCUGAUGCACGAGGAGGUCAUCGAGGACGAGGACCAGCACCGCGUGUGCUUCGAGCACUACCCCAUCCAGGCGUGGCAGCGCGGCAUCAACUACUACCGCUUCCUGGUGGGUUUCUUCUUCCCCAUCUGCCUGCUGCUGGCUUCCUACCAGGGCAUCCUGCGCGCCGUGCGCCGGAGCCACGGCACCCAGAAGAGCCGCAAGGACCAGAUCCAGCGGCUGGUGCUCAGCACCGUGGUCAUCUUCCUGGCCUGCUUCCUGCCCUACCACGUGCUGCUGCUGGUGCGCAGCCUCUGGGAGGCCAGCUGCGACUUCGCCAAGGGCAUCUUCAACGCGUACCACUUCUCCCUCCUGCUCACCAGCUUCAACUGCGUUGCCGACCCCGUGCUCUACUGCUUCGUCAGCGAGACCACCCACCGGGACCUGGCCCGGCUCCGCGGGGCCUGCCUGGCCUUCCUCACCUGCUCCAGGACCGGCCGGGCCCGGGAGGCCUACCCACUGGGUGCCCCCGAGGCCUCCGGGAAAAGCGGGGCCCAGGGUGAGGAGCCUGAGCUGUUGACCAAGCUCCACCCGGCCUUCCAGACCCCUAACUCACCAGGGGCAGGAGGGUCCCCCACAGGCACUUCGGCCUAGCCUGGGUCCCCCACGGGUGGGGCCACGUGAGGCAGGAGCCUUCAGCCCACAGGCCUCAGGGUUGGCCACUUCCUAUUUCACUCAGCGCCAGUGCAGCUUUCUGCGGAGGCGGCGAGGCCCCUGUGACUCCGGAAGCCUGUUCUCGCUUGCUGAGCCCACUGAGACCAUCGAGGGUGAGAAUCAGCCCCCGUCGGCUCGUGGUGGCCUCUGCCGCAGAGUAUGGUGUGGCCAAGCUGGGGCUGCUGGGGCGGGGAGACAGUGAACUGCGCUGCCCGGGCUGCUUCCUGCAGAGAGUUUGUGCAUGGGGACUGUGCGGACGUGGAGGGUGGGAGGCUGGGGGUUCACCUGCCAGGGCUUCCAGUGCCACUGUUGUCACAGACAAUGUCUGUCCAGAUGCCCCGGUGGGACCAGCACUGGAGUCCUGCCCACAACAGGGUGGGAAGUGAAGACUGGAGGGGGAAGGAAGGCAGGAGCGGGGAGGAAUGGGGGGAAGGAAAAGGGGAAGAAGGAAGGGCGGAGGGGUGAAGGAGGGGAGGAGGGGAGAGGGAAGGCAGUUGGUGUUUGGGAGUCGAGCUGGGGUGGCGGAGUCGGGGAGUGGGGGAGCUAUAGGCAGAGGAGGACGCUAGCUCCAGCCACAAGAACUGGGAGAGCCGCUGGCUGCCCCAGGAGACCUGCCCCCUUCUACGGAAAUGCUAGCCCUUCAGACCUUCUGGUCGGUGGGCUGGGACCAGCUCUGACUUCCCAGGUCAUGCCCUCCAAGGCCUGCAACUCAAAUUCCUCAGAACCAAGAGGUUACAUGGGUGUCUUCCAAGAAUGGACCAGGGGCGAGGAACAGAAAUUGGCAUCAGUAAACAUUUCCGGAAAGGGAGGCCCAGGCAGAACCCCUUCCUCAGUCUCCCUUCCCGUCUUCCCUUUGUGCUCUGUCUCUUAGCCCUUUCAUCAGGGAUGCUCAGAGGCACACAGCCUAGGCUGGAGGUGCCCAAGGGAGGGUUGCUCACGGUGGUCCCAGGACUACACUUGGCUUUGACUGAGCAGCCCCUGCUCAGAUCCUUGUGAAGGGUGUCCAGUGACAUGGGGAGGUUCUCUGUCCCUUCCUAGAGGAGGAAAUGACCAAGUUUGAAGGCAGAAAUGACCACACAGCCAACAAGAGUCCAUGCAACUCAGCCCAGGAUCCUCCUGGGUCAGUGACAUUGGUGGAAGCUUCCAUGCCUCAUUCCACAGUUCCUCCUCCUAUGUUGACCUUAAACACCAGCUUUCCCACUGACUACAGACUGGGAUGAGCUGAGGGCAGUAUCAUUUACUAUCAAGAGCUGUAUUUUUGUAUUGUCCUCUCUUUUUGCCAAGUGUACGUGUGUUGACUGUGCAAUGGAUUUAUGUAGCAAACUUCAGUCUGCAAAUAAAGCAAAGUAAC
Saimiri boliviensis boliviensis (Bolivian squirrel monkey) is the source of this 3183-nucleotide messenger RNA. RefSeq names its product G protein-coupled receptor 68 (gene GPR68). Gene Ontology annotation, molecular function: G protein-coupled receptor activity. Lineage: Eukaryota; Metazoa; Chordata; Mammalia; Primates; Cebidae. The record is from RefSeq and is a predicted model, not a curated record. Gene Ontology annotation, cellular component: membrane. Gene Ontology annotation, biological process: G protein-coupled receptor signaling pathway; cellular response to pH.